Molecule: messenger RNA, 3946 nt
Organism: Haliotis rufescens (red abalone)
Lineage: Eukaryota; Metazoa; Mollusca; Gastropoda; Lepetellida; Haliotidae
Exons: 8
Coding region: 97-2760 (887 amino acids)
Biological process (GO): regulation of DNA-templated transcription
Molecular function (GO): sequence-specific DNA binding; zinc ion binding; DNA-binding transcription factor activity
Source: RefSeq, a predicted model, not a curated record
UGUGAUAAGGCCUGACUGACACACUGUAGUUUGCGUUUUGCUGUUCACACUUGCCAUCGCGCUUACCUGGGCGACAGUCAUGACAGGUGGAAGGGUAUGUCUAUGAUUUGUCGUCAAGAGAGACACAGAUGUUUGCAUGUAGACAUGCCGUCUAAACGAGGACGAGGACACGGUCAGAGUAGACAGGAUUCCCUAGGAGGAGAACAGGCUCCCUCAACCCCGCUGAAUACGCCGCAUGCAGGGUGCGGAGGACAGAACAGUUCACACUUAGAUUUACUAGACUCUGGUAGCCCUGAAAGUAUCGAGGUAGAUGUACCCGUUCAUUCUCGUGACAAUAGUGCUGAAACUAACGGUCCUUCUAAGGAGGGGGGUAGGAACGUCAGUUGCAGGGGGGAGAAGAUGGGCGUGACGUCGUUGAAGACGUCGCUGCAAUGUGUUGUGUGUGCCGAUAACGCAAGCGGACAGUACUUUGGUGCCACCGUAUGUUUGCCAUGCAAGAGCUUUUACAUACGCUGUACGAAAGAGGGGGAACCGGUUUUUUCUAGUAAAUGCCAUGGCAGCUGUGACGUCACGAAGCAAGCUCGGAUUCGGUGUCAGUCCUGUAGAUACCAAAAGUGCCUAAAAGCUGGAAUGACAAGAAGAGAAAAACCCGAGAGGAUCGAACCUGAAGAGGGUCAGUACUUGUGCCUUGUGUGCGGGGACCUUGCCAAUGGCAUCCACUUCGGUGUCUACACGUGCGAGGGCUGUAAGAAAUUCUUUCGCCGCGGUCUUGUGGAGAAUAGAACCUAUCAAUGCAAGGGGGACAACACAUGUGUCAUAAAUCCACGAAGCCGGAACACAUGCAGGGCAUGCCGGUACCGGAAGUGCCUUAGCGUUGGAAUGUCACGUGAUGCUAUUAAGAUGGGUAGACCUAAGAAAAAGGAUCUGGACUGCUGCAGAGUAGAAGGAACAAGUACUCCUAGUAGUUACCCGACAAUGAUAGACGAAACUGAGGAGAUCCUUGUUUUACAUUCAAAUGAAAGUGACUCUAGCAACGACAUUGAGAUGCUGGAGAUCAAAGCACGACCAAAUCCUCCGCCUUCAGCAGUUCCCUUGGACUACUCUUUGCCCACAACUGAAGACUCUGUUGUUGAUAAACCAAUGACCAGUUCCAAACCCACGUCCACUGGGAUCAGUGGUACAAAUGUCUUGAGGACGCCUUGGUCGAAGUACGCACUGCAACAGAUGAUCACAAGCUUGCCAAGGGACAGGCUGUCUCUUAAAUCGUUAAGCUCCCUCUAUAUUCCACCGUCAACAUCUUCAACUGUUACAAGUGCAUCUGAGUAUAAAACUUAUGAAGAUGAGGAGAAAAGGCUUGAUAAUGACGAUGUCUAUGGAAGACCGUUUACCACUGAGCAGGAAGAUGCGCAGGAAGACUAUAUUUUGGAGGAAGCAUCCGUUUUGCCAGUGGAAUCUGAGUGUACAUGUCCGGAUAGUCCAUCGACAGAUUCUACGAGUUAUGAAGCUCCAGUCACAGACCCGUCAGCACUUUACUCCAUGUCCAGUGAUGAAAUUGAUUCAAUGUUGAAACUUUUGGAGGACUUCGAGAGGCCAGCCUCACCGUCGCAUAGUUGUCGUCGCAAGAGUAGCAGCAGCAUGGAAGAUACUGGGGGUAAACGACGAAAGCCUGAUCUUGGUCACAGCGAGGAGGGAUACAGUGGAAAUUUUACAAGCACCAUCUGUGAAAGGUUUCUCAAAACCACAAGCAAUCCCCCGUCAUCUUGGCAGCAAGGGAAACAGUAUCAUUCAACGAGCAAUCAGCGUAUUUAUGAACUAAAUGUUGAGAGUAAUAAUGGUAGCAUGACAUCGGCAAUGAAAUCUUCUGUUGGUCUCGAGAUAAAGAAAUAUGGACAGUCUCUGCCGCAGGCUACAACUGGUGCAACAUACUCAGCAGCUCAACCUCCAACAGACGAAUGUUCCACAGGUAAUGCAGCGGUAGGCACUACUACAUAUGCAAGCAUCAACUCUAUUCUAAGAUCCCAGCAACAUUCCACAAGCACUUGCUCCCAUUCUCUGUACGGCCAAGAAUGUGGCUGUGGAUGUUGGCAAAAACGCAAGACUCGGAAUCAAACCACGUUAAGGGACAGUGAUACCUCAAAUCGAAGAAAGGUAACUAGGAAAGGAGACGUACAUUCUGCCCCCUUACCAAACAUUAUAAAGACUCGGGAUGUUUACGAACAAGGGGAGGAGAACCAAUCCUUAAAGGAAAUAAGCAAAGCGUUUGAGGUUCUGUAUGACAAAGCAUAUGACAACAAUGCACCAUCGGAGUGGCCUCGGAGGGCUAAAAGCUGUAACAUGUCAACAGAUUCCGACUCAGAGAGUGAUACCGAAUGUAGUUGUAAGUGUAUUCAAGUCACAGGACUAUGUUUAUGUCAAGGACCACCAGGACAACAGUCUGGUAACACUGUUUCCAGAGACAUAUUUAUGUCCGCCAUACCAUCCUCUCUCGCAGGUGUAUGGAACACACAGGUGUUUGAGUCUGCCUCCCCCUAUCUCUUCAUGAAAUACUUGAAGCAAAUCCCGGACAUCAUGGGCCCAACAGCCAUAACUGAUGUACAGCAAAAGAUAAUGCAAAACCUGCUGGAUUCCUAUUUGAACUACAUCAAUAAUGCAGAGAUGAAAGCCAGAGACCAAAUCCCUUCUUCGCCAGAGAUCAGUUUGUUACUUGGAGACUCAAGACAGCCAACAAACAUAUCGGACGACCGGCUGUCCUGUGCAUAGCUCUUGCAAUGUAACGAAUAGUUGACACUGGAGGGAUGUCAUCCAGAGCUGGUGUGUCUAUGACACUUCGGGACAUGCAUCGACAGAGACAACUGGGGACUCAGGAGGCAGUUGCUUGUAAUAUAAUUCCUGACAAUCCAAAGUGGUUGUACACAAGUUCAAUUGCUGGCAAUCCAGAGUGGUUGUUAACAAUUUCAAUUCCUGGCAAUCCGAAGUGAUUGUUCACAAGUUCAAUUCCUGGCCAUCCGAAGUGAUUGUUCACAAGUUCAGUGCCGACCAUCCGAAGUGAAUGUCCACAAGCUUAAUUCCUGGCCAUCCGAAGUGAUUGUCAACAGGGACAGUUAUCAUUCGUCCUGGACGACGGUUCACACAUUACACCCGUGACCAUCCCAAAUGAGUGUCCACAAGUUCGAUUCUUAUUCGUCCUGGGCGAUUACCUACAAAAUCAAGUCCUGAUCAUCUGAAGUGAUUGUCCACAAGUUAAGCUCCUGACAAUCCGAAAUUAUUGUCAGUUAAUUCCUUAUUUUUCUUGACAAAUGACCAACGAUUUUUCUAUGAAUAGAAAAUGAAUUCUAACCUAAGAUUGACACCUUACUCGUAAUUCAUGUUUUUCAUCAUACAAUUUUCCCGUACUUCAAUAUGCAUGAGAAGAAAAAGCAAUUGCCUGAAAUUGGUAGAAAUUUCAUCUGAGCCAUCCAAACAUGCAAGUACAUUCUGUAGUUACACGCCGCACUAGUUGAUAGUAUUUCAUUUAUAUUGUUUCAUAAGAACAUACUAUAUCGGACAGCGAAGGCAUGCUAUUCAACCAUCCCGUGAGAGUAACUGCAUGAUCUCCUGACGAUAUACUGUUUUUAAUCGAAUUUUUAAAAGCUGAAAUAACUUGUGAUAUACAGUUUUACGGACUUGUUCAAUAGUGGCUUAAUGAGAAGUUGUGAUAAUGACCGUAUGCGCCUCGUCGCGAACAACCGCCUUAUUGUGAAAGCAGUUCGUGGUAUAUCCAAAAGAUUGUAUAUCAGUGGUUGCAAUAGGUGUUGAAGUUGGAAAAUAUAUAUCAACAAAGAUAGCAUAUCUGUGUAUCUGUUUCGUGUAUGUAUGGCUCUAUUGGCAACCGUGAUAGAAAUGGAUUUUGAUAUAAGAUCCUGUAAGUUAUUGUUUGUUUCAAAUGAAUUAAAUGACUGACAUUAAA